AAGUGGAGCCGGAAGUCAUGGGCUGUGCUGUCUCUCUUCAUUUCUUUCAUAGCUCUAUGUUCCCGAGCAAAGAAGGAAGCUGGCCUCUGCCGCCGCCGCCGCCGCCGCCAUUCAGCAUGAGCCGCUUCAAGUUCAUUGAUAUUGGAAUUAACUUCACUGAUCCAAUGUUCAGAGGCAUCUACAGAGGUACUCAAAAACAUCAAGAUGACUUCUUGGAUGUAGUGGACAGGGCAAUCAAAACUGGUGUUAAAAAGUUCAUGAUUACAGGUGGAAGUCUGCAAGACAGUAAAGAUGCACUGCAGCUGGCACAAACAAAUGAUAUGUUUUAUAGUACUGUUGGCUGCCAUCCUACCCGCUGUGGAGAAUUUGAGCAGAGUAACCCAGACCAGUACUUCCUGGAGUUACAAGAUCUAGCUAAGAAAAACAAAGGGAAAGUCAUAGCAAUUGGGGAGUGUGGCUUGGAUUUUGACAGAUUACAAUUCUGCCCUAAGGAUACUCAACUCAAGGAGAAAACCAGCACCAUUUCUUGGCAGCACAGUUGGUUAACUAGAACCCUUUCACAGUCCAAAGAAAUACAUGUAACCUGCUUUUUACAGGUACACUCUUUUGAUGGCACCAAAGAAGAGGCAGCAGCUUUAAUAGAGUUGGAUUUUUAUAUAGGAAUAAAUGGUUGUUCACUGAAAACAGAAGCCAAUUUAGAAACAGUGAAGUCAAUUCCCAAUGAAAGAUUAAUGAUAGAGACAGAUGCUCCCUGGUGUGGAGUGAAAAAUACCUAUGCUGGAUCAAAAUAUGUAAAAACUACUUUCCCUACCAAAAAAAAGUGGGAAGCUGGACACUGCUUGAAAGAAAGAAAUGAACCUUGUCAUAUCAUUCAAAUACUGGAAAUACUAGCAGCAGUACGUGAAGAAGAUCCAUUAGAACUUGCCAACACUAUGUAUAACAACAGUAUUAAAGUCUUCUUUCCAGAUAUGUAAAACAGUAUAUGUAUUAUCAUGUGUCCUAUUACUUGUGAUCAUUAAAUAAAAAGGUUGAAGUCCUGUUUCAA
Molecule: messenger RNA, 1045 nt
Organism: Sceloporus undulatus (fence lizard)
Lineage: Eukaryota; Metazoa; Chordata; Lepidosauria; Squamata; Phrynosomatidae
Gene: TATDN1
Product: TatD DNase domain containing 1
Exons: 11
Coding region: 18-974 (318 amino acids)
Cellular component (GO): cytosol
Molecular function (GO): 3'-5'-DNA exonuclease activity
Source: RefSeq, a predicted model, not a curated record